UAUCGUUGUUUCAAUCAGUUUCAAAAAAAUUGUUCUUCUAAAAAAUUUUCAGAAUCUAAGCCCAGAUCCGAAAAUAUCAAAAGCUGCUAUUUAUUCGGAGUUGAAAGCGAAACAUCUGGAUAAUUAUGUGGUCCUGUGUUCACAAUCCAAUCUAUCGUUCACUGCUGAUUCAACGAAUUACUGUGUGGAUGGCAGUUUGAAUCAAACUUGUUAUGUAUUUCAACUAUGA
Molecule: messenger RNA, 229 nt
Organism: Thelazia callipaeda (thelaziosis nematode)
Lineage: Eukaryota; Metazoa; Nematoda; Chromadorea; Rhabditida; Thelaziidae
Source: the annotation of a GenBank genome assembly